Messenger RNA from Aspergillus aculeatus ATCC 16872, 1920 nucleotides. RefSeq names its product ankyrin repeat and BTB/POZ domain protein. The transcript has 3 exons. The coding region runs from base 1 to 1920 and encodes 639 amino acids. The record is from RefSeq and is a predicted model, not a curated record. Gene Ontology annotation, molecular function: protein binding. Gene Ontology annotation, cellular component: ubiquitin ligase complex; cytoplasm. NCBI's taxonomy places the organism in Eukaryota, Fungi, Ascomycota, Eurotiomycetes, Eurotiales, Aspergillaceae.
AUGGAUGAACCGAAGGUCCUCCGGAAGGAUCAGCUGGAGAUAAGUUUGCACAAUGAGAAAAAGCUUAUCAAGGAGGGGACAAUCAAGGACGACAACCCUCUUGACCUUAGCGAACCCUUCCGGGAGCUCUGCAAUGCUUGUCGUAAGGGGGAUUUGAAAGUUUGUCAGGAGAAAAUCACGGAAGGAGUCAAUAUCAAUGCCCGCGAUCCAUACGAUUAUACCCCUUUGAUCCUGGCAAGUCUCUGCGGCCACUACGAGGUCGCUCAGCUGCUGCUCGAGUCCGGAGCUUUAUGCGAACGGGACACUUUUCAGGGAGAAAGAUGUUUGUAUAACGCCCUCAAUGAUCGGAUACGGAACCUGCUCCUGGAGUACGACUAUUCGAAGUCGACGGAUCCUCUGCAGCCUCUUGCAGCUCACAUCACGUCACUGCUCACUCGCGAAAGCCCUGCGACAGCGGAUAUUGUUGUAACAGCAGGCGAUGAGUCUCUCCAUUUGCACAAGUUCAUCUUGGCCGCACGUUCUCCUUAUUUCCGCAACAAACUGGCCACUGCCCCGGACACGUCGAUAUGGAGGCUUCCUAGCACAAUGCCACCAGAAGCAUUCGGGACAGCGAUUAAAUACCUCUAUUUUGGCGAAGCCCCGCGCGACAUCCGGAGUGGCCCGGGGACCGGGUUCACCGAGUCCGAGGUCUUUUCUAAUAUCGAUAAGAUUGCCAAGCAUUUGGAAAUCAAUACACUUUUGGAUAGUAUAUUGGACAGCGGAGAUAGAAGGCUCGCUCGACAAAGACGGACGCUCGAGGUGGCCAAAGGGCGUGACCAAUUGGAGGAGUGGUUCCGGGUGAAUGUACUCCAACACAAGGUGACUGUGGAAACCUCACGAGCGGAUGAAGUCAAAUGGGACAGAGACAACACCCUAUUUGCGGACGUCUUGCUCCGCGCAGACGAGGACCUCGAUGAUGUGGACGAGCAUAUUGGCACCAACGGCGGUUCUACCCCUCCGCGCGUCCAGAAGAGCACGCUAUUCCCCUGCCACCGGGCCAUGCUCCUACGCUCUGAGUUCUUCCACACCAUGUUUACCUCCCCCUUUCGCGAGGCGCACAUGAAGGACCAUCUCAACAUCAUCCCGGUCGAUUGCUCCCCGGACGUCCUCGAGAUUGUGCUCACCUUUCUCUACACGGAGCGCGCAGACUUUCCGCUCGACAUCGCUGUCGACGUUCUUUUCGCCGCGGACAUGCUCUUCAUCGAGAAGCUGAAGACGAAGGCCGCUGUUGUAAUCAGCACCCUGGGCAGCGGCAACAUGUCGCAGGCCGAGGCCGCCCGCACGCGCGGCACUAUGGAAGAGGACGACCUCGACAUCUACGCCAUUAUCCGCGCCGCCUGGCUGACGCGCGUCCAGCGCCUCGAAGAGUUCGCCGCCCGUUACCUCGCCUACCGACUAGAAGCUCAUAUCGACUCCCCCGAGUUCUCGGAGCUGAUUCAGGAGUCUGCUGCCCGCAUUCAAGGUCGUCAGGAGACCGACUCCAUUGAGUUGCUCGACGACAUCCGGUUCUAUCUCGGCGAGCGCUUCCGGCUCCGGUUCGACGACGCCGGUAUCGACGAGAUGAUGGAGGAAGAAGCGCGGCAGCAAUCCGUCGCACAAGCUCAGAAUACCACCACGGAGACAGAGGGUGACGAAGAGAACGGUAACGCUGUAGACAAGGUUGUCGAGGGGAUGGAGGCACUGGACCUCUCUAGCACCAGGAACGGAACUUCAUACCCAACCCCAGCCAUGGAUGGAGACACAGAUCAAGAACAACAACCCGUCAUCCGUACGCUGGACGGUGAGGUCGUUGUGGACGAAUUCGAUCAGGAUGCGCUCAACUAUCAGAUUCUCAUGGACAAGCUUGAUAGAAUCUUGGAGGCUCUGGACCUUGAUGCUUGA